Messenger RNA from Papilio machaon (common yellow swallowtail), 1350 nucleotides. Its product is annotated as facilitated trehalose transporter Tret1. NCBI's taxonomy places the organism in Eukaryota, Metazoa, Arthropoda, Insecta, Lepidoptera, Papilionidae. The annotation marks the transcript as partial. The transcript has 8 exons. Gene Ontology annotation, cellular component: membrane. Gene Ontology annotation, molecular function: transmembrane transporter activity. Gene Ontology annotation, biological process: transmembrane transport. The record is from RefSeq and is a predicted model, not a curated record.
UUAAAAAUACAAAUCCUAAUUGUAUCUUGUGUAAACAUCGGACAAUUUAUAGAUGGGUAUAGCGUAGGGUGGUCGGCACCUAUCAUACCCAAGCUACAAGAUCCUGAUCAAACACCCUUACCUGAGCUGAUUACAGAACAACAAGUGUCUUGGAUUGGAUCUCUACUUUAUGUUGGUGCUAUAGUAGGACCUUACAUACCAAGUUAUUUAUCGAAUAUAAUUGGAAGGAAGCCAUGUUUGUUCCUCGGCGGUCUGUUAAAUUUGACCGCCAUAGUUCUUAUAGUGACCACAAAGAAUGUGGCGAUGGUCUUCGCUAUAAGAAUAAUAAGUGGCCUCGGUAUGGGAAUGGUGACUGUCAGCAAUCUAGUAUAUGUUGGUGAAAUUGCGUCAACCAAUAUCCGUGGUAUUCUUUUAACAUCUACAUCUAUAGUUGGCAUAUUUGGUACUUUAGCUGCGUAUUCCAUCGGCCCUUUUGUUUCUUAUGCGGCUACUGGUUACAUAGCUUUAAUUAUCAAUAUAAUUCACGUUAUUGGAAUACUGUUUAUACCGGAGUCGCCAGUUUAUUAUGCGAUUAAAGGCAAAGAAAUUGAGGCAAAAGAAACUCUACGAUAUCUUGGUCGUGUUGACGAUUUGGACAACGUAUUCGAGUCGGUGCGGGGUACAAACCCUGAUGAAGGGCAUAGUUGGAAGGCUUGGAUAAAGAUCUUCACAGUCAAGGCGAAUAGAUGGUCCCUCUUUAUUACGCUGAGUCUUUGUACAUUACAGCAAUUAAGCGGUGUAGCUGCGGUUUUAUUCUUCGCUACAACCAUCUUUCAGAUCGCUGGAUCGUCAAUAAGGCCAGAUAUAGCAACGAUUAUAAUUGGCGCAACAAGACUAGUGGCCAGUCUGAUAACACCGACUGUUGUGGAGAGAGCUGGUCGCAGGAUACUGCUACUUGUGUCCACAGCAUUUUGUGCGAUGAGUCUUUCGAUUCUUGGCACAUUCUUCUAUCUAUCGCGAGUGAAGAGUCCAGUUAUUGUUGACAUCGGAUGGCUGCCACUCAUGGCGCUAAUUAUGUAUUUCUUUUCAUAUGAAAUUGGUUUCGGCACCAUGCCGAGUGCGUUAGUAGGAGAGAUGUUCAGAGGCAAUGCGCGUAGUACAGGAUCCGCAAUUGCUAUGACAACGGCGUGGCUGAUCGGUUUCGGCGUGGCAACCGGCUUCGGGACCCUGGUACGUGACCUCGGUGGUGACGUCACGUUUGGGAUGUUCUCUUUCUCCUGCAUAGUAGCUUUUUGCUUUACUUUAAAGUUUGUACCCGAAACUAAAGGAAAAACUUUAAAUGAAAUUCAAGAAAUACUCGGUAGACAAUGA